Dreissena polymorpha is the source of this 1497-nucleotide messenger RNA. RefSeq names its product protein kinase 4-like. The record is from RefSeq and is a predicted model, not a curated record. The coding region runs from base 1 to 1497 and encodes 498 amino acids. NCBI's taxonomy places the organism in Eukaryota, Metazoa, Mollusca, Bivalvia, Myida, Dreissenidae. The transcript is spliced from 4 exons.
AUGUUGGCUGAAGAGAAAGUGAGACAAGAAGCGAGGCAGGAAGCUGACAGACUAAAGGAUGAGAAACAGAGAGAGGUACAACUGAGACAAAUGGAGGAAGAGCGGCGACUGGUGGAGGAGGCAGAGAGGCAGAAGGAGGCAGCUACCAGGAAGCAGGGCUCUGACAUGGGCAGCAAGUCCUCUAGUAAUAGUCCUUCCCCUCCCUCUGCUGGUCCUGGGACCCCGCAGGAAGGGUCAGAAGGUCAAGAUGGGGCCAGGCAGGCUGACACCAGUAUGGAGAAAAAUAAGGUACAGACGAGAGGCAAACACAAAGAUGAUCAGUCGCCACUUCAAGUGGACUUCACGGUUGAAAAAGAGUCCACCUCCAGCACGCUGUCUGUCUCCACAGUCACCCAGUCAUCUCACCAUCCACACUCCUUGAGCGGUAACCUCAGUAAACUUGUAGUCAGUGGUCUGUCUACAACCAGCGAGAGUGUCUCAAUCACAGCUGUGUGCAUGUCUGCGUCCUCUCGUGCCCCCCGCCCUGCUAACACAGGAGGCAAGGCUAAUACCACUCCACCAAGUAUUGAUAAUAGACUCAUUCUCACUGCCAAGCAUAACAAGAACCGCCAGCCAGUGAACCCCUCAACCUAUGUGGGUAAUGGUAAUAUGAGGCCAGCAGUAUCGGAAGCGGCAGAGGUCACUUCUUCCAACAAUCAUAUGGCAAUACAGCAGCAAGAACUGCUGAAGAAACAAACCCAACAGUUGAUACAGCUCAAGGUUAAGCAAGAACUGAAGAACCAACAACAGCAGCAGCAACAACAACAGCAAGCAAAAUUACGGCAGCAGAACAAGCAGUCCCAGCAUCAGCAGCAGCGACUGCCACCUGUAGCAGCAGGGGGCCAGAAGGAUGGAGCAAAGAAACCAGCAGAUAUCAACGGUCAACAGAACAGCUUAAACCACGGGAACGCGAAAAAUGCCUUCAAUGCAAAGCCAACAGUGCAGAUAAACAACUCUAAGGAGACUGGAAGUGCAUCCUUGAGGACAGAGCCAGUGGUGAACCGAAACAACCAAGCAGCUCCCAGCAAGGCUCCAUUACAGGGCAUUGAUGGAAGCCUGCAGAAAGCUGCAGCACAGCAAGACCAGAGUCAGUCAGCCAGCAAAGGAAAGGCCACUAUCAGGAAGCCUGAGGACAAUCUAAACCAACAGAACCAGUCUGCACCUCAGUUACUGAGAAAUGGGCAACUAGCCAGUGCCCAUCAGUCUGGGCCAGCAGUCUGUACCCCUGGUCACCUACACUUACAGCAGAACGGGUUCAUAGGUCAAGGGCUGCCAGCAAUGGGUCAGGUGAGGCAAUCACCCCAGGGCCAGGCAGAGCACAACGGGGAGGCUAGAACACCCACACUCAAGGAGAGAGACAAGGGAAAACAGCUGCAGAACUCGCCCCCCUCUGAUCAGGGAUUCUUCAUGCUGUUCAGUUUUUGCUCACAGAAAAUGUGGAUGAAGCAAAGGUCAUAA